AUGAAAAAUUAUUCUUUAAUUGAAUUUUAAGAAGAAGAGGAAAUCCCUCUAAAAGUAUUAGUUGAGGAAUAAGAGAGUAAAUUUUAGUUAGCAUAACCUUUAUCUUAUGAAAUAACAACAUUAGUGAAUCAUAUUUCAGUCUAGUAACAAAGAAAAUUAUAAGAGGAGAUUAAAAUGUGGUCGAAUUUUUCUACAAUUUUGAAUAAAACCUAAAACAUUAAGGAAUUCAACAAAAUUAGAGAAUCGAUCAAAUUUGAAAUUUCGACUGAAUUUGUGAAUGAAUUAAAAAUAGAACUACAUUUUUCAAAGAAAAAUGAAACAAAAUACUACAGUUUUGAGACUUUUAUCAAAAAAAUUUGGAGAUCAAUAAAUUCUGAAGUUUAAAAUAUUGAAGAAAAGAAGAAAAAUAUUAAAUCAAAUGUGGCUAUUCUUAUAUAUUAAGGGGAAUAGUUGGAGAAUCUUAUUUACACAAUAAAUUAUUUUCUAGAUCAAUAAAUAGUUCCGAUUGUUAUAAUUACGAGUAGAAAACAUAUCAAAUAAUUUUUUAAAUAAAAAUAUAAUGAGAAAAUAUAUAAUAAAGCUUAUGUUUAAUUGUAUAAACAUUACUCAUUAUCAGAAAAUCAUGCCUUUUUAUUCGAAGAAUAAAUAAGUGAAUAGAAUAUUGCAUAUUAUUUUGCAUUUUUUAGAGAACUUGAUUAAAUACAAUUAAUUAAAUGGAUUUAUUUAGGAAUAUUGACUUUCAUUGAUCCUGAAUUCGUUGUAAUUACAUAGAGCAACUUGGAAUUUAUUUGUUAAAUAUCAGAUUAUUUUCCUCUAAUUAGUGAAAAAAAUAAAAUAUUUGGUAUUUAAUGGUUUGAUUAUUAAAUUCAAGAUCAAAAACUGAAAAAUCUAUCUUAUUAUCUAUAGUUUCCUUAAAGUAUUAUUAAUUCUCAUUCCAUAUUUAAAGUAAAGCAAUUUCAUAAUCCUUUUUAAUGUAUUUAUAAAUGGAGCCUUAUUAAUAAUUAUAUUUCAAAUUAUUAUGAACUAUUAAAAAAUACUUAAGAAAAUACUAUUGGAGUAUUAGAAUUAAAUUCAGUUUUACCCAAAUUAAUGUUCGAAUCAGAAUAAUUGGAAUUGUUAAUCUUAAAAAAAUACAUUUCGAUUUCUAAAAUAAUCUUAAAUUCAGAGAAUACUUUGGUUAAUUAUUUUAUAAAUAUCAGAUAGAAAAUUCAUAAUCAAAUGCGAAAUCAUGAAAUUAUUACUAAUAAUUUUAAAAUCUACAUCUUUAGUACUUUUUAAAAUAUUUUUAACAAAUUUCAAUUCAUUUAAGGAUAUUUUUCUAUUUCAAUUUGUAAAUUAUUUUAUUAAAUUAGGUAUUUUUUUUAGUUUUUAAAGUCCUUACUAGCUAAUUUUUUACAUUACAGAAGAAUCCUCUGCUUAUAUUGCUAUAGCAAUGAUAAUUCCUUUAUUUUAUUUAUUUAAUCUCCUAAUAUUUACUCUAUUUUCUAACCUAUACCACUUUGAAGAUAUGAUGGAAUUUUAAAAUCAAUUCAAUAUACUAUCUUACAUAUUGAAAUAAAACGAACAUGGUGAAGUACAAGGCAUGUCAGGUUUUGAUAGUUAAAAUGUUGAAUUAUCAGAAAAUGUAUCUUUAUAAAAUGGCUUAAUUAAACUCCAAAUUGAAGUUUAAUAAGAAAAUUAAAUUUUAGAUUUUGAACAAAUUUUAUCUAAAAGUUAAAAUCAAGAAAUAAUUUUAUAGGCUCGGAUAAAAGAAAAAUUAACAGUUAAUGGACAAUUUAUGAUCUUAAUAAGCAUUUAAAAGAUAUUAGAUUUUACUGUAUUUUUAUUCACCUUUAGUAAUCUUGUGAUUUUAUAUGGAAAAUCUUUUUGGGAUUCAUCAGUUAUAUAUUAAAGUUGUAUAUUCUUCUUAGUUAUAUUUAUAAUUUUGAUAGAAUUCUUUCAAAAAGGUUUUAAUUUAUUUACAUAUACUUAUAAUUUUUCAUUUUUGGCUUAUUUUUGGCAAAUUUAGAAUGUUAACAACAAAUAAUUUUCACCACAAGUUUAAUUGACAAAAAAAAAGUAACUUGCUGAAUUAUUAUUGUCCAAUGCAAUUGUUUCUUAUUGUUUUAUAGCAGUGGAGUCUUAUUUUAAUUAUUCAGGAUAUAUAUUUUUAGGAAUUUUAGGAUACCUAUCUCUAAUUUCUGUCAUAUCUGGAAUUCUAUAAAUCAUAUUUUAUAAAACUCCCCAAUUUGAAAAUUACACUAAAACAAAUGUUGAAGAUAAUUCUGAAAAACAACAAUAAUAUGAAAUAAGUCUUAAAUAAUAAGAUAGAAUAAAACUAAUAAGAGAAGCUAAAAAAUUUGUAAAUUAUUUAAUAAAAGAAAUAAAUUAAAAAAACUAAGAAGGUUAGCAAAGUUAAAAAUAGUAAUAAAACUUAAAUUAGGAUAUUAAUAAUGAAAAUUUAGCUCUUGUUAAUAAUGAGCAAAUGUGA
Paramecium pentaurelia is the source of this 2470-nucleotide messenger RNA. The record is from the annotation of a GenBank genome assembly. NCBI's taxonomy places the organism in Eukaryota, Ciliophora, Oligohymenophorea, Peniculida, Parameciidae.